AUGCAGUUGACAACUCUCCUGUUGGCAUCUAUUGCCUCCCUGGCAGCUGCUCAGACGGCCACCUCCUCCGCGGCCACAAGCACCUCGACCUCGAGUUGCGCUGCCCAGAACAUCCUCGAUGCCUGCCUCGCCACGAUCCAAGGACAGGUGAACUCGUGCGAGAGCACCGACUACGACUGCCUGUGCACGCAGUACGGCAACCUGCUGACCUGCUACAACAACUGCCCCAACGACGCGGGCGUCACGUCCGUCCAGCAGGAGCGCGAACAAUACUGUGCCGCCGCGUCGGCCUACCCGUCCACCUCCACCUCUGCCCUCGCCGCCAGCUCCACCAGCUCGUCCAGCGCAGCCGCCGCAACCACGACGGACUCUGCCUCCUCAACCGGCGCCUUCUCAUUUGGGUCUGCAAGCUCCUCCGCCAGCAGCGCCAGCGCCAGCGCGACCGGCGGGUCUUCGUCUGGCAACGCUGCUCCGACCUUGGAGAUGGGCCGUGGCCUCGUUGCUCUUGCCAUCGCCGGGUUGGGUCUUGUCUUGUAA
This is a messenger RNA of Fonsecaea multimorphosa CBS 102226, 537 nucleotides long. RefSeq lists its product as uncharacterized. The transcript has 2 exons. The coding region runs from base 1 to 537 and encodes 178 amino acids. The record is from RefSeq and is a predicted model, not a curated record. Lineage: Eukaryota; Fungi; Ascomycota; Eurotiomycetes; Chaetothyriales; Herpotrichiellaceae.